Molecule: messenger RNA, 3551 nt
Organism: Bursaphelenchus xylophilus (pine wood nematode)
Lineage: Eukaryota; Metazoa; Nematoda; Chromadorea; Rhabditida; Aphelenchoididae
Source: the annotation of a GenBank genome assembly
AUGUGGUCCAAAAUCGGCAUCACAUUGUUUUCGCUGCUAGUGGCGUGCGUGGUAUCGGUGCCGACAGCGUCAAAUCAUGCACGAAAUCACAUAGGGGCCACCCCAGAACGACCGAACAUUGUUGUCCUCAUGGUAGACGAUCUAGGAUAUGGCGAUUUAAACAGUUACGGUAACCCCACGCAAGAGUGGACGCCAGUAGAUCAACUAAUGAGUGAGGGAACGAGAUUCACAAACGUAUACUCCGCCGAUUCAAUGUGCUCGCCAUCUCGGGCAGGCUUCAUGACAGGUAAGAGAGCAAAAAAUAUUUUAUGACUAGUGUUAUUCGUGCAAUAUUCAAGCAGUUUUCACAGAAUAUAUGAUUAAAAAUGUGGGUCGCAUGACGGAAUUUUGGAUACCAUUUCUAGUAUUAAAUUCCGUUAUGGGAAUCCAACUCGAACCCGAUCGUCGAACAGAACAUCAUGCGCUGUUCUCACGCACCCAUAUACCUAUAUAAGACUCGGGUCCUUCUCUACUCAAAUUCCAUCACCUUUUGCAUUAUAAAUUAGGUCAUGCAUACAUAUAAAAUCCGACAUGAAUCUUAGUCAUGUAAACAUUCAAUGGUACUCAAAAUUCACUGAUUGCAAAUGCAUGCGCAAAAGUUUAAUUUGAGACGUGAAUGAUGUUUUGUAUUUUCAGGACGUUUGCCCAUCAGACUAGGCGUUGUUGGUGGAGCCCGCGUAUUUGUCGCUGCAGAUUCCGGAGGCCUUCCCAGACAUGAGCCAACUAUCGCUGAAAUGCUAAAAAAUGCAGGUAAGCAAGAUUAAAAUCUAAUGAAUAUAUUAGUCACGCAAAAGGAUACAGAAGAUCCUCUUACGCAAGUGCAUAGUAGAUAAUUAUAAAAGAUCGGUCUUUAAAGUAUAAUAUAUUUAUUCUUGUAAUAAGCGUGAUUUUUAAGGAUACCAUACGGGCAUGAUUGGCAAAUGGCAUCUUGGAAUCAACAAACACAACCGAACUGAUGGUGCUUACUUGCCUUCCAAACGAGGCUUUGAUUAUGUUGGCCUAAAUCUGCCCUUCACAAAUGUCUACGAGUGCGACCAGUCCGGAGAUUUCAUUCCAAAAGGACCUGAACCAGCCAAGUGUUUCUUGUACUACAAAGAUGAUAUUGUACAGCAGCCCAUUCGUUUUGAGAAUCUAACGGAAGAUCUUGUUAACGACUGGAGGAUGUUUUUGGAGGACUGGGAAGUGACGAAGAAAUCUGAGCAUCCAUUCUUCUUUUACUUCUCUUUCCCUCACGUACACUCAGCUCAAUUUGCCAAUAGGAUCUUCAAAGGGUCAUCUCGAAGAGGUAAGCUUAUAAUUAGCAUACACAUAGCCUGAUUUAUUAAAAGUACUAAACGACCAAAUUUUAGGACUUUUUGGUGACAACGUCAACGAAAUGGCUUGGGCUGUUGGAGAAGUCGUCAGCGAUCUUAAAUCAAGAGGAAUUGAGCGCGAAACGCUCAUUGUCUUCAUGUCAGAUCACGGGCCGCACCAAGAACUCUGCAAUAAUGGAGGAAGUACCGCCGGUCUUAAAGGGGGAAAAUCAAACUCUUUCGAAGGAGGAUUCAGAAUCCCUUUUGCGACAUGGAUGCCAGGCACAGUUCGGGCCGGGCAUAUCUCCCAUGAAGUAUUGUGGAGUUUAGAUCUAUUCCCGACAUUCAAGAAACUGGCCGAGCUUGGAGAAAGCAGCACAGAGGUUAACGGUAAAUUGGACGGAACAGAUGUCUGGUACGAGCUCAGGGGUUCGCCUGUCGAUCCCAACAUUAGGAGGUCAAAAAGGCCUGACUUAAGUAAAAGACGGCCGAUUUUCUUCUACUGCAACACCCAUCUUAUGGCGGUGCGAUAUGGAGAAUACAAGAUCCAUUACAUGACCUCGCCCAUUUUCCGUAAUUAUACUACCAACCCCAACUUGAAAGAAAACUGUCCCGGAGGCAAACCGAUAGAUGACUGGUGAGUCUUUCAAUAAUUAUGCUUUGUUUUUACCGGAUCACAAAGGUGAAAAUUUAUGUAAAGACCUCUAGUUCCUACCGUAACCAGACCCCCAAAGUAAUCAGAGCCAUGUCGGGCAAGACCGCGUUAAGGUCAUGCAUUCAGAGAUUACAUCAUGAAUUCAAUUAUUCCAUUACCUUUCUGCAGCAAACAAAUUGUUUUUCCCGCCGGAUAUACUUACACGUUUCCUAAGAAAACAUACGCAAUUAUAAAACGGCCGCUUCCUGAAUACUGAGUUAAUUCUUGUCACACACGCCUACUCAUCGCCGACUCAUUUUUUUUAUUUUAGGAAGUCACCUUCCCAUUUAGCGCGUUCCCUUUUUAAAAUUGACCUAUUGAGCUGGAGGAACUAAAGUCAUUAACGGAGAAACUACGGUCCAUGGGGCGGGACUCUUACUAAAUAGAACUCUACAUAAUUUUCUGCAGAAUUCUUAAGAAGCAAAAAAAGGCAGUUGCUUUUAGAAGCAAUUUUAAUUUAAUUCUUUUUCAGGUACAUAUCGCAAACCUGUCCCGAAGAAGAGCUUCAAAAACAUGAUCCGCCACUAGUAUAUGACCUGAGUCAAGAUCCCUUCGAAAUGUACGAACUCCCAGCAGAACAAGUUCCUGACAUGUUAUUGGAGAAAGUAGAAAGUAUUGUUGAAGACCAUAAAUCAUCAAUUGAACCCGCACCAAAACAAUUGGGAGACUUCCAGAAACAUCUAAUACCGUGCUGCAACUACCCUAUCUGUCAAUGCGACUUGUUCAAUGAGGACAUGGAGCUAGUGAGGAGGCGGGUGAACCACCUGUACAUGCCUAUGAGGCAUAACUCGAGCUCGAUUGACUAUUAGGAUCGCCAAUCUUACAUUCAUUAGGUUACCUUGUUGGGAUCGGGAAAAGGGCGGGAUAGUACAAACUUUUCAGUUAAAAAUUGUUAGUUAUGCUUCAACAGGCCUUGAAGAAACCAAAACCAUUGCAUUCUUGCCAAAUCCGAUCCCUUCCCUCUCAUAUCUUCCACAUACGUUACAAAACCCCCAUUCCGAGCACUGUCUUGAUUGUUGGAUUGAUUUUCGUGUAGAAUUUUAUUGUAACUUUUGAGCUUUAACCCUCAAUCUUAGUCAACAACACUUUAUCACGGGUCCAAUUUUACUUAUUGUUCUUAUUUACUAUUUCUGUGCAUGUUGUAUAUUUUAAUAAUAAUGUUAUGUUUUCAACUUAUCCAGCCAAUUAAUUUCACUUUCUACGACUUGAAAACCCCCCGUUGUUAUGUAUCUAGUUACAUUUGUAUAGCACAAAUAAAUUAAAAUUAUAAAAAAAGUCGUGCGGAAAUUUUAAUCUUGAAAUUGACUGUCAGAAAGCGCCGAUGUUUGGUGUGCAAACCGUCGAAAACAGUGGGAUUACGCCUUGAGAGAACCAUUAAACCAAUCAUUUUCUGGGAAUUAUUAGACGUUCAGCGCCUCAAAGAUCUGGGGAUCUGGUGCCUGAAGGAGAUUUGGAAGAGCGGAUUGGAGAUUCUAGCCUCUCCCGACAAAACAAAGGGCGGCAACCGGAAAGCGGAUAAGUGUUGA